Pieris rapae (cabbage white) is the source of this 3741-nucleotide messenger RNA. Its product is annotated as organic cation transporter protein. Gene Ontology annotation, biological process: transmembrane transport. The record is from RefSeq and is a predicted model, not a curated record. Lineage: Eukaryota; Metazoa; Arthropoda; Insecta; Lepidoptera; Pieridae. The coding region runs from base 158 to 1756 and encodes 532 amino acids. Gene Ontology annotation, molecular function: transmembrane transporter activity. Gene Ontology annotation, cellular component: membrane. The transcript is spliced from 7 exons.
CCGCUGUCGCUUAGUCGGUUUCGAACUUUCGACCAGUUGGUGUGUUAGUUUGCGUGUAAAAAGAUUAAAAUAAUUGUUAAUGAAAGAAAAUUAUUGAGUGAGGUUAAUUAAUGGCACGUUAAGCAGCGUGAACACAUCUUCAGUUUCAUGUUAAAGGAUGGACAAGAAAGAAAUCAAUUUGGACUCGGUAUUGGAGAGUCUGGGACCGUACGGACGUUACAAUCUAUUGAAUUUCGUCCUUUUACUCUUCCCAGUACUGCUGAGUGCGUUCUAUGAGUGCGGCUUCAUAUUUGAGGCACAGGAACAAAUCUACCGGUGCAAAGUAGAUGGCUGUGAAAACACUUUCAACGACACAUCCUGGCUGCAGUACGCUAUACCGAGGGACGAUAACAAGGAUAGACCGGAGUCCUGUAAAAGAUAUGCUCCAUACACGGGAAUAGAACAUUGCACACCGAAUGAAUUCAGUAAUAGAACUAUACCGUGUGAUAGUUAUGUGUAUGAGUUUAAUGGAUCGUUAGUCGAAGAGUUCGACUUAGGUUGCCAAGAAUGGAAGCGAGCGCUAGUAGGAACCGUCCACAACAGCGGAAUGUUUGUGGCAAUGCUGUUUACUGGGAUUCUCUCCGACCGGUUCGGAAGGAAGGCUGCAGUGGGCCUUGCAGCAACAGCGAGUUGCCUCUUCGGGAUACUUAGAGCUUUCUCACCCAAUUACGCCAUGUAUAUGGCAAUGCAUUUCUUUGAGGCUGCAUUUGGGGGCGGGUUGUAUCCGUCCGCCUAUGUCUUAGCCGUCGAGCUGGUUGGCCUCAAGCAGCGUGUGAUUGUCUCCGCCAUGUGCAAUAUGGCCUUUGUCGUCGGUGUCGUCCUCCUUGCUCUUUUAGCCUGGUUCGUCAACAAUUGGAGGACUUACAUUCUCAUACUCUACAGCCCAGCCAUCAUUGUUGGAUUGUACGUGUGGCUGAUGAACGAGAGCGCCAGAUGGUUGCUUAGCAAAGGCCGAAAGGAAGACGCUAUUCAAACCUUAAAAAGAGCGGCGAAACUCAACAAUAUGGACCCCAAUAAAUUAGAUUUGGAUGCAUUGAGCGAUCCCUUACUAAAGAGUGACGUGACUCCAGAUAAAAAGUCUCAAUUCUCAAAGGCGAUACGUUCCAGUAUUAUUUGGAAGCGUUUAGUUGUGUGUUCGUUUUUGUGGUUAACAUGUUCAUUGGUGUAUUACGGGCUGUCGAUAAACUCUGUAUCGCUAAGUGAUAACAAAUACAUAAGUUUUAUGUUGGUGACAGUUGUAGAAAUUCCGGCGUAUAUAAUAGUAGUGAUAGUGCUGGACAAGUAUGGCAGGAAAAAGACGAUGGUGGUUAACUAUAUGACGUGUGCUGUCACCAGUUUGCUGUUCGCUUUCUUGCCUAAAGGUAACUGGUACUCAAUAGUCCUAUACCUAAUCGGCAAGUGGAGCGUCACUCUCACAUACAGCUCAGUCUAUAUCUACGUGUCUGAAGUAUUUCCAACUAACAUGCGGCAAAUGUUGCUAAGCAUUUGCUCUACCUCUGGGAGGAUAGGAUCUCUUAUUGCACCAUUGACGCCUUUACUGUCACACUACCACAAAUCCAUGCCAACAGUGAUUUUCGGUGGCAUGUGCAUCAUAUGCACCAUGCUAGUUUUUCUUCUUCCGGAGACACGAAAUAUACGUCUACCAGACACCAUUGAGGAAGCUGAAGAAUUGUCUAGGAAAAAAAGAAAAGACGAACCUUUGACUGACAUAAAGUGAAUUUUAUGGUCUGACAUAUAUUAUAGAAAAUCAAUUGGAAAAACAUAGCCACUAAAAAUUACUUUACACAGAAAGUGGAUGGCUCUGGCUUCUAAAAAAGAAUUUUAUGUUCCUAAACGUGUCUGCAAGCUUACCACAUAACUUUUAUAGCGAUUCCAAUGAUUGACCCAAUAAAAGGUUAGUCAUUAGCUUGGCAUUCGUACCUCCUAACUCCUAUGACUAUAGCGUUAUUUAAUAACAGAACUCAAUUUCAUUGAAUUACGCAAUGCUAAAACUCAAUGUAUCAGAGUCGAUAUUAAAGUUAUGCGGUAAGCGUACUAAUUGAAUUUAUUUUUAAUUUUAAAAUUUUGUCAACGUUAUCUAUUUUUCAUUUGUUAAUAAAAUACAGCGUAAUAGCCAAAAAUAUUAGAUGCUUCAUAAAUAAUAUCAAAAAUUUAACGGCCAAAGAAUAAAACAAGAAAUUUUUAAAUAUUGUUAUAUUCAUAGUGAUAAAAAACGAAUUUCGGUAUAAGAAAUCUGUCUAAUUUACCAAGCAAUUUAUUCAACACAGCGUAAACAGAAAAAUAAAAAUAUUUUCAAAUUUACUUAGACAUUCAACAAAAAUAUGUGACGGUAGAAUAAUUAAAAAAAAAUCUGAAUACCGUCGUACAUUACCAUAAUAAGUACAUGUACCUACUUAUAAUUAAAAUUAGGUACUAAAAAUAAACAAAUCAACCUUAAAAUAGCACAAUUUAUCUUAAAUUGUUAUAUGUACUUUUGUUUACUCGAAAGUAAAUAUUUCGAUAUACAUUAGUCAUACUAGUUAUAAAGGGAAUUUAAAGACAAUAAUGAAUGCAUUUAAGAAUCUGUGGUUACACAGUCUAAAAGCAAUUUCAUUAUUUACGAGUUCUAUACAAUGCCACAGACUGCAUCAAAUUCCAUUGUGAUAACAAUGUUAUGACAAUAUUAAUGCGUGGCCAACAAAAUUGAUAGGGUUGUUAAAGAAAUUAUAAAAAAUUCUAUACAAACCCUUCAAGGUAAUAAUGAACAGUGUAAACUGAUUUGCAAUUAUUUUAUUUUUAAUUAUCAAUUAGACAUAAAUAUAUACAAAAUAAAUGCAUGUAUUCUGUAUACUGAAUAAUCAUUAAAAUGAGCGAACGUAAAUCACAAUUUACCAUAUAAAAUGUUAACACAUACCUUUAACUAUAAGAUUCUUAAGUUCAUAUAUAUAAUACUGGCCCAGUUUUAGGUAAAAUGUCCAAAUUCCAUUUCCAAAGUCCAUUCCAUACAACAGCUUGUAAUUCGCAAGUACUAUGGUACUUCAUCGGUGAUCUGCAUAAAUACUUGAUCGAGUAAAAUAAUAAUAAAAUAAAACGCUUGAAAAUGGAAUUGUAAUCGGGCGAAUGCAUCCUUGCUUAAUUUAGUUCAUUUUCACAGCCCUAACUCAUUGUAUGAAGAUUUGAAACUUCCUUUGUUUACAGUAUGCACAAUGUAAGAGGUACAAACUUUUAUACUUUUAACACUAAAACUUUUUUUACAUACUAGCAAAUAUUAGAAUACAUCACUAAACACUUUUGUAUUGUACGACGCUUAAUGGCAGCUGUAUCAACAUUCUAAUUAGACUUGCAACAAAUAUUCAGUUACUAUUCGGCAUUCGGCCUAUUCGGCAGCUUUUAUUAUAUAUCUACAUAUUAUUCGGCCAAAUACGGAAUACUUCAAUAAUAUAUUUUGUCAUAGAGAAAUAAUUGUUUAAAUGAAAAAUUAAAAUCGAUUGAUUACGUAUAUUUUCAUUUCUGUUAUAAUCGUUUCAAGUCGUCAUUGGUACAUAGACGUCUUCAAUACACGACAAUUCGUUACAAGUCUAAUUCUAAUACAGUAUGGAUAUUAAAUUGAAAAUGUAAUUUCAAACUUGUGUUAUACAUUACAACCAAAUCUACACAGUAACAUACCAGUACCUCGUUCUUGUUUUAAGAAAGUUUUGUAUUUUCAACAGAGUACUUACUAAA